This is a messenger RNA of Paramecium pentaurelia, 1556 nucleotides long. Lineage: Eukaryota; Ciliophora; Oligohymenophorea; Peniculida; Parameciidae. The record is from the annotation of a GenBank genome assembly.
AUGGAACCACAAAAUUGUAAUUAAUCUAGUUUAUAAAUUAGCAAUAAAUAAAUCAGCAAUUGAAGGUUUUGAGAACUUAUUAUUAACAUAAACUUAAUUUACUACAUAAAAGAAGAAAGUCUUUUUAGAAGAUAACUUAAAAUAUGGAAAAGAAAUUGAAAGAGAUUACAAUAAAUUACAAGAUAUAAUUGAUGUAUGAUAAAUAUAGAAAAUUGAUUAGAAUUUAUAAGGCAAAGUUGAUAAAAUUAUAAAGUCAUAAGAAGAUGAUUUUAUGAUUGCAUAUAAGGAACAAAUGACUGAAAUAUAAAAAGAAUUAAAGGCUAUGAAAAGAAAGAUUGAUGAAGAGGCAUUACGAUAGAAAGCUGAUGAAAAAAAAAGAAUCUUAGAGGAAGAAAGAGAUUAUUUUAGAGAAGAAGCAUUAAGAUUAGAUAAAUUAUGUUAAGAACAAUUAAGAACUAUAGAAGAAUUAAAAUUUAAAUUAAAAAUAACUUUAGAGGAAAAAUAAUAUUAUGAAGGCUUUGUUAUUGGUAUAAUAAUAGAAUAAAGAAUAUAUAGAUUCUAAAAAAGAAAAUAAAGCUUUAAAAUAUGAACUUCUUUAUUUAUAUAAAUAGAAGAGUGAAGAAUAAAAAAGUGGUUAAAGAGUAGGUUCAGUUGGAAAUAUAAAUCAAAGAACAGUUAUCAAAAAAAAUAUUGAUUAUAGACCAUUUACUUAAGAAGGAACUCAAAUUUCUGCCACUAAAGAUGAAUUAGGUGAAGGAUCAAAGAGAGAUUUCUCAUCUGUUAAAUAAGGAUACAAAACACAAUUAUCAAGCAAAGUAUAAGAUUAAGCAUCAACUUAACAUGAAUUUUUUAGAAGAGAAUUAUCUUCCCAUUAAUAAAGUAGAUAUAAUUAAGAUAUUCAAUAAGUAUUAAUUUAUAUAUAUUAGAUCGAAGAAACUACAAAAAAAGAACAAAUUUAAGAACUUAAAUCAUAAUUAUAAAAAGAAAAAUAAAUUACUUAAUAAUUAAAAGUUGAGCUCUCGAAACAAAAUUGCUAAAAAGGAGAAUUAGAAUAGAUAUUAUUAGAGUGUGUAAAUGAAAUGAAAAAAGAAGUUCAUUAUCGUUAAAAUUAAUAAAGAUAAUUGUUAAAUCAUAGAUUUUCUGAUUCAUAAAUUAAUUUUGAUGGUGAAAUGAAUUUCUCUUAAUUUACUCAUACUGAUAAAAUGUAUAAUGAUUAAUUAAUUAUAGAUAAUUAUUAAAACGAUAUAUUGGGAGUGAGGAAUUCUUAGAUCAAUUAUAUCAAAUUACAUUCAACAAUUAAAUGUAAUUAUCUACUUCUUUAAAAUUGAAUGAGAAAUGGAAAAUGGAUGCGGAUGAAGCUACAAAAAAAUUUAAUAAUUUUAAAUCAUUUAAAUUUAAAAAUAUAACAAGCCAACGUAAGAUAUUAUUAUUAUAACUUUUAUAGCAAUUUUAAAAACAUCUCUUAUAAAAAGGCAGGACAAAGAAAUUGUUCAAAUUUCUAAUAAUUUCACUGAAAAAACCAAAGGACUUAUUGAUAAAAUCAUUAAAAGUUGAUC